Molecule: messenger RNA, 1273 nt
Organism: Toxorhynchites rutilus septentrionalis
Lineage: Eukaryota; Metazoa; Arthropoda; Insecta; Diptera; Culicidae
Product: transmembrane protein 19
Exons: 3
Coding region: 111-1184 (357 amino acids)
Cellular component (GO): membrane
Source: RefSeq, a predicted model, not a curated record
UAAUAUUUGAACAUGACAGUGAAUGCAUAAUACAUAAGUGAAAGUUUAUUUAGUUUUUCAUAAUGAACAAUAUUUUAAGGAAAUAAACCGCCUGUGUCGCUCAUCAGUUCAUGUUUUGUCGUAUUUGGUUCCGUAAGGAUUUACAAUUGCUAAAUGCUAGAAUAUUGAUUUUGGAGAAAACAAUGGAGGAACGCACGAUUUAUAAGCUACUUCCUGUGCUGUUAUGCGCACUUGCAAUGCCAUUAUCCAUGCUUUUGUGGAUUGGGAAUUUUGCCUACUCCAAAAUAGCUAGUAGUAAUCAAGAUAAUGUUAUCCCUCCGACGAGAUGGCUUUUUUCUAUACUAGUUCCAAUCCUGCUGAUGGUGUACGGUUUGAAGAGGAAGGGAGUCAACAAAUCUGGUGCUGCUCUUGGACUUAUUUGUGCGGUUAUUUUGUCUAUAUCGUCGCACGCAUUUCUGGCCUGUUUGGCCACGUUUUUCUUCAGCUCAAGCCGUGCCACGAAAUUCCGUAGCCACCUAAAACGCAAGUUCGAGGAAGAUUUUAAAGAAGGCGAAGGGCAACGAAAUUGGGCUCAGGUCAUUUGUAAUGCUGGAAUGGCAACACAGCUGGCAUUGCUUUACCUAUUAGACUGUGGCUAUGGCGAGCGACCGAUCGAUUUCAUUCAGCUGUACAGAUCCAGUUGGCUCGGGGUGGGGAUAAUGGGUGCCUUUGCUUGCUGCAACGGAGACACCUGGGCAAGCGAGCUGGGCACAGUUCUGAGCCGAGGAGAUCCGCUGCUAAUUACCAGCGGAAAGCGAGUACCCCGAGGGACGAACGGUGGAGUGUCGUUCGUUGGCCUGGUAGUGAGUUUUGCGGGAGGGCUCGCGAUUGGAGCUUCUUACUAUCUCACAAUUCGGUACUCAGUUGACUCGAAAAUCCUCUCGAACAGCCCCAAUCAGUGGCCGAUCAUUGUGUUCGGUGGAGUGGCCGGUUUGCUGGGAUCUAUUGUGGAUUCCUUGAUAGGGGCAACCCUCCAGUAUUCCGGAAUUGAUGCCAGCGGAAAGAUAGUGGAGAGACCGGGGAAAAACGUGCGACACAUUUCGGGCGUGCGAAUCCUGGACAACCACAGCGUUAAUCUAAUUAGCAGUAUCAUCACGGGACUGUCGAUGCCGAGUAUAGCGAUGUACUUCUGGGGGAUGUUUUAGCCGUCGAAUGGCUGUGGGAGGUUGUUGCUUGGCAUUGUUACGUAACUUAUUGUUCAUUUUAUAAAAUUUUCCAAACGAAAAAGUUGUUU